Acanthoscelides obtectus is the source of this 2095-nucleotide messenger RNA. NCBI's taxonomy places the organism in Eukaryota, Metazoa, Arthropoda, Insecta, Coleoptera, Chrysomelidae. The record is from the annotation of a GenBank genome assembly.
UUUGUCGCGUCAAGGCGGCAACGCGGUAUUUCAACUUGCGUUGCAGAAUCUAGUAAAAGGAUGUUCUAGAAAGGAAAACUGAACAGUUUUUGAUCGACAUUUGAAGCAAACGGAAGUUAAACGGGAACAGACAAAUAGUCUAGAUCUAGAUCAACUGAUAAACAAAAAUUUAUAAACAAAAAACAAACAGUAGAUCUAGCAGUGAGCCAAGUGAAAAUGGCUGCUGCUGUGGCUUCAAUUUUGAAAUAUUUGGAAAAUAACAAUCAGGAUUACCCGAUGGAUCAGAACAUCGAAAUACCGCAUCAGAGGGCGAAAAAAAGGAGACUGGACCAUCUGACAUGGGAGGAAAAAAUACAACGGAAGAAAUUGAAGAACCGUGUGGCUGCCCAGACAUCUCGAGACAGGAAAAAAGCAAAAAUGGAACAAAUGGAGAAUGCUAUCCAACAAUUGUUCUCGAAAAACGAGUCCCUGAUGGCAGAGUGCGAAAGUCUCAAAUUGGAUAACCAGCGAUUGUCUCAGGAGAAUCAGGAGUUGUUCAACAGGCUGAGAGCGCCCUGUGUUAGCUGCAGUCAAAACCGGUCUGUCGCGUGCGAGGCUCCCGGAUCGACAGCAUCCGCCUGCCCGACCUCCUCGUCGGCGCAGGACCGCCUCCAACAGAGAGGCGGAGCCACGCACUCAGCAGCGGCUUUGACGGCCACGCCCACAGCGGCGCCAGCCACGCCCACAAUCACUCCUCGCUCCGCUCACCUGUUGCGUGCCCUCUCCCGGACCAUCCUUCUGACAUGCCUUCUCUGCCGGACCUCUUCGACGAGUUGGAAUGCCACCAGGCGACCGGGACGGGCGGCAACGGGCCGCCCAUCGACGGGGCGGAACUCGAACAGCUCGCGCAAAGCCUACUUAGGGACAUCGCCAGGGAUCUUGAGGCAGCUGCACAGAAGGUUGAAUGUCAUAUACUUUCAUGAGUUCAUUGUAAAAACUUUGAAAAAGUCUUAUGAAUUAAGGAAUCCGAAGGAAAUCGACAAGAUAGUGAUCGAGAAAUGGUGGGGUCGACAUCAACGCAGCUGGAACCCAGUGGACGUGAAAUCUUAGAUCAGAAUCAUCCUACUUCUGAUGUCGCGUCGCCCUCAGACCAGGCGCAGGUCGUCGAGUCCAAAGAGUUGGAACACGACAUCUCAGAAUAUCUGCUACUCCACCAUAAUUAUGCCGCAAAACCCCCAACCAAGAAACAGAAGACAUCCCAGACAAAAUUCAAAGCUAUCAGACCAAAAAUUGACAAGUCGAGGUCAAACCACAAGUCUUUAGCAUCAAAGAAAAACGACUCUCAGGAUGUGAUCUAUGGAACUUUGGAUGAUAACACCAAUGUGAUCACUAUCUUCGUUGAUGAGAAUGGUCAGCCGAUCAACGAGAAUAUCACUGAUGUGGUUAUAGAAGAUUCAAGGAGUUCUGACGACAGUCAAAUGGCAUUGAAAGAAAAAAAUACGUUAAAGGUUCCAUCGGAAUAUAAACCAAGUGCUUCUCCAGUUUCAGACGUAGGUUAUGAAUCGCUGGGUUCGCCGAAUAGCAUUGUUGAAGACAUUUGGGAUCCUUGCGUUUCAGAGCUCUUCCCUUCUUUGAUGUAAUAAUAUUGAAAACAACUCCCAAUUAUUUCAAAACUUCCAAAGAUUUAGUCGGUGAAAGUUUGCCAGAUUUUAAAUGUUUCCAAACAUGUUUUUGGACUUAAGACAUGCGAUUGAGAUUCUCAUCUGACAAUACUGGAUAAAAACCUAGUUUUAGUUCAAAAUGAUACUAAACAGUAUUUUGGAGGAACUCUGAGACGCUGGUGUCUCUCAAGUGCUUCCUUAAUGUUGAUUUUAAGUGAGGUUAAGUUAUUCUGUUCAGAUUUUUCUAGUAUCCAUGGUGAUUUAAUUUUUGUUCGUGCCGAGUUUUGUCGCAUUGUAGACAGAAAUCGGCUGUUAAAACAAAAAUCUGAGAUCACUGCGUGAAAUAUGAGUUCUGAGAAUCAGAUUAAGUUGACUUAAUUUAUUUUUGUAUUUGACGCAACUUUUUAUACAUAGAUUCUUUAUUUAGCAUAAUAAAGUGUGAGUAGUAGUUUAAA